GCCUAAGCGACCUUCGCCAAGGCUCAAUGGCUCGAGGCUCUCUCGUCCUGCUCACGCCUCAUCCAGCUUACGCCCGACAGCAAUUCAUCUAUCGAUCCAUCUGGCGGCUAUAAAAGAGACGGGGCAACAUGGUUUUUUCUCCCUCCAUCUCGUCUUCACUCAAUCCCUUCAUCACCACCUCUCAACCGCAAUCAUGCGUCUUUCCCUGAUCCUGAGUCUCGUCACCUCGGCUUUGGCCCUGACCUCUCCGCCUUCGGGAGCUCUUACCGUUGGCUCUGGGGGUACCUAUUCGACCAUCCAGCAGGCAGUCAACAAGCUCAGCACGAGCACGACGAGCUCGCAGUACAUCUUCGUCUACCCCGGCACCUACAAAGAGCAGGUUACCAUCCCAGCGCUCAGAGGUCCUCUGAACUUUUACGGGUACUCGACAUCCGAUAGCAGCUACGCUGCCAACGAGGUCACCAUCACGUACGGCCUGAGCCAAGCAGACGGCCUGAACAACGACGGCACGGCCACCCUCCGCGCCCACUCCCCCAACUUCUCCAUGUACAACGUCAACGUCGCCAACACGUACGGCAAGGGCAGCCAGGCCGUUGCGCUGUCGGCCUACUCCGGCGGCAACCAGGCCUUCUACGGCUGCAAGUUUACCGGCUACCAAGACACGCUCCUCGCACAGGACGGCCAGCAGUUCUACGGCUUCUGCUACAUUGAAGGCGCCACCGACUUCAUCUUCGGCCAGCACGCAGCGGCGUGGUUCCAGUCCUGCGACAUCGGCGUCGUCAGCGCCUCCAAAGGCUACGUGACGGCCAACGGCCGCAGCUCCUCAGGCAGCUCGUCCUACUACGUGAUCAACAAGGGCAGCAUCGGCGCGGCCAGCGGCCAGAGCGUCUCUGCCGGCGCGUACUACCUCGGCCGCCCGUGGGGCAACUACGCCCGCGUCGUCGUCCAGCAGACCUCCCUCAGCAACGUCAUCAACAGCGCUGGCUGGACUGUGUGGAACUCCGGCGACGAGCGCACCGACCAUGUCACUUUUGCCGAGUAUGGCAACUCGGGCGACGGUGCUUCGGGAUCCCGCGCUUCUUUUGCUACGAAGCUUAGUAGUGCCGUUUCCAUCUCUUCCGUCCUCAGUGGGUAUUCCUCUUGGGUGGAUUCGAAAUAUCUCUAGAGGGGUUGCGG
Aplosporella prunicola CBS 121167 is the source of this 1176-nucleotide messenger RNA. Its product is annotated as carbohydrate esterase family 8 protein. Gene Ontology annotation, biological process: cell wall modification. Bases 194 to 1165 code for a protein of 323 amino acids. Gene Ontology annotation, molecular function: pectinesterase activity. Lineage: Eukaryota; Fungi; Ascomycota; Dothideomycetes; Botryosphaeriales; Aplosporellaceae. The record is from RefSeq and is a predicted model, not a curated record. The transcript has 2 exons.